CGCUCGCCCGGUCGGCAGCGGUCAGUGCGUUGCGGCCAUGCCGUUCUCGGAGUUCUCGGCGCGAGUCCUCGUUUCUCCGGUACCGGUUUGAGGCUUCGGAACAAAGUCCCGUCGAGCGGCAGUUCGUUGCGACCCGUCGAGGGGCCGUCGCCUCUCGCUUUCGGAAAUCAAAAACGUCGACGGUGGCCCGCCGGGCGUAAACGUCGGGAAAGUUCGGAGAAGAGGCAGAAAAUCGACUCGGAGAGAGAGCAAGAGUGGCGAACGGCGAAGGAGCCCUGAAAGGGGGAAAGGGGGAAAAGGGGAAAGGAGCCGUUCGAGCUGGGCCCGCGCUCGGCCGAGUUCGGCCGUCUUCGGCCGUCUUCGGCAUGGCUCGCCGUAGCCGGUGGGUCGCCUGGCGCCUGUUGCCGCUCCUCGCGACGACCUGCCUCCUGGCCAGCUGCGAUGUCCUUGGCGAACCAGUGGACACAUAUUACGGAUACGACGCGCUGGAGAGCGUGCCGCGAAAUCCGGAGGCAUCGCCGAAAAUGACUCUUCUGGACUCGGGCUCGGGUAACCUCGCGAGGAGGCGCCGAGGCGUCCGGGAGAUGCCGCUGCCGGCUCCACCGGCUCCACCGGCUCCACCGGCUCCGACGGUCACCGCGACCCAGCCCGGGACGAACGGCAGCUCUGGCUCGGCGAACGUCACCUACUCCACCGACUCGAGCUCCUCGGUAUCGUCUUCCUCGUCCUCCUCGGGGACGUCUCCGAACUCGCCGCCCUCCUCGGUGUCCCCGGGAUCACCUCUCGGUGGCACCGCGUACAACAAGACCGACGUCUCGAAACCCUCCGCCAACACCACGGUCGUCAUCUCCGAUCCGGUGAACCCCGCAAACGAGACUUUGGUGGGCAAGCCCGUCGUCUGGGCCAAUCGAACGAUGUGGCCCAACGUCACGCGGGAGAAGAAGAAGGAGUCCUCCCUGGGCACCGUUUCCGAGAGGGAAAAGCAGAACGGGACGGCCGAGCAGGACGCCGACGAGAUCUCGAUCACCAAGUUCCCGGACGUGACCAACAAGACCUUGACCCAGAACAAUAUCACCAAGACGGAGGUGGACACGCAUCAGUAUUAUAACAGUACGUUCAUCGUCGACGAGGCUACCGGGAAGAAGUUUUGGGUCGACCUGGACAAUCAUCCGGAUCUGAAGGUCAACGACCUGCUCAGCAGCAGCCACCGAAGAGCUGCCACCGUCAAGCUCGAGUUCGACUUCCCGUUCUACGGGCACAAAGUGCGAAACAUUACCAUCGCGACCGGUGGGUUCCUUUAUACCGGAGAGUACGUGCACAGCUGGCUGGCAGCCACGCAGUACAUCGCGCCUUUGAUGGCGAACUUCGACACUCGGACGUCCAACGAGAGUUUCGUCAAGUACGCCGAUAACGGUACGGCGUUUACAGUCGAGUGGGAGAAGGUGGUUUUACAGGACAAACCGGAAGCCGGGGAGUUCACUUUCCAGGCGACGCUUCAUAGAAACGGCGACAUCGUCUUCGUGUACGCGGUCAUCCCGGUGGUCGUCGAAGACAUCGAGGACAGCGUUCACCCCGUCAAAGUUGGCCUCAGCGACGCCUACAUUAUGGACAGAACGGUAUUCUUUGUUCGCAGGAAAACGAUCUACGAGUACCACCGUGUCAACUUCAAUCGGCAGGACAUCAAGAACUGGACGGUGAUUUACCUGCGAGCGUUGCCGACGUGCCACCAAAUGGACAACUGCUCCGACUGCCUCGAGAACUCGACGGAGUUCGAGUGCAAGUGGUGCCCGACCCUGAACCAGUGCAGCACCGGCACCUUCAGGUUCAGGCAGGACUGGUUGGUCAAGGGCUGCGACACGAACAGCAUCAAGGACAAGAGCAGCUGUCCGUCCACCGAGACCGUCUACAAGGACCACGUGGACCCGGAGAACCACGAAGGCCACGUCCACGCGGGGGAGGAAUUAUCGGCUAGCGUCGAACCUAGUCACCAGGCCAAAGGACUCGGCCCGCUCGAACACUCGGAUGACAACAUGAACAUGGGAGUUUCCGGUAUAAUUGGGAUCCUGCUGGCCGUGGCGCUCGUGGUGGGCGUUGCAGCUUGGGUCGCGUACGCGUAUCGCAAUCCUCACAGCACGUCGGGGCAGAUGCUCAUCAGGUACCGACCGAGCCAGUGGAGCUGGCGAAGAGGGGAGGCACGCUACACGGCUGCGACGAUCCACAUGUGAUGCCGCACGUAUCCGGAAAUGGAGUCAACGGUCGCCCCGAACUUCCCUUCCAGCGGGCGCGUCGUCGAGCCGCGUCGCGGCCGCGACCCUGCUCUCCGAAGGAAGUCGUCGACGGCCCGCGUUCGCAUUCGGGGCUCGCAUUCGGGGCCCCCCGCUCGGUCGGUUCGUCGGCGGCGAAGCAACCACCGGGCCGCGGGUACUCCAAUUUUAGACCGAGCGGCUCGAAAUAAUUAAGGUGACGGAACUCCGGGGGCUGCGACCAUCCGCUCCACGGAAAGUCUGGACGAGCGGGGACGAUUCUCGGGCUGGUUUCGUCUCAAGUGUGUAUGGCUUGGUGGCGAAGGGAAAUUCUUUCAAAUUGUACGCGUUCGUUUAAAGGUACAGGCCGUUCCGGUUCCUCGCGAAUUCUGGAUCGUUGCUCGACGGGGUCGGUCUCGCGUUUCGGCCACUCGGUGGUCCUCGGUGGAGUUUUCGGUCAACCGUUUGGAAUUUCCGACCGUGCCUUUGUAGAAACGUGUACGUAUGAUUUUCACCCGACUUCAUAUGUUUUAUAGGUAAAUUAAUUAAGAGGGAAAGCACGCGAAAAAACGGGAUAAUUGUACUCGCGCGGUUUUUAAUGUACAGCAUCGUUAACGCCUGGGAUGGACCGCGACGUCGAGCACGCUCUUCAGGGGCGGAGUCGAUCGCGUCGCGAUCUCCUGCUUGUCGGAAGAUCUGAGGAAAAUAGAAAAGAAACGAACAAAGUGCCUUUUGAGUCAAUUGAAUGCCGUCGCAUAAUCGAUGCUUGUCGAUGGACAGCGAACAUAUUCUUAUUCUCUGGACGUCGAGUAAUUUUGUGAUCUUAGCAGCAUGUGGUAUAUACUUGUUAUUGAUUAAGAAUCAGUUUUUUUAUCCUUAGAAAAAUUCCUAUGAUCGUUUCGUAUGCGUAAACGCUGCCGUUAGAACUGUUUUUAUACGAAAUUCGAGCGAAUGGUUUCGAUUCCGGGACGGAACUAUAGUUCCGUCGAUGAGCUCCUGAGGGCAAUGACCAUUUUUUUUAUCCUCUUGCGGUUGAUGAAACCGGGUUUGCGUAACAUUUUUCGGGGACCAACGCUUAGAGUUUCCCGUAACUUUAACGAGGAUCUAUUCUUAUUCGGGAACAAAUUCUGUGACAUUCCACGAUUUCGCAUGAUUCACGAGGUCAUACCGCGAAUCAAUGAGUAUUGCGCGAACUGCAGUUUCGACCGGAAUUUCGAGAGAGUAUAUACAUAUAUACAUAUAUUAUUGAUUUUUAAGCAAUCGCCUACUCUUUCAGCGUUGCGCCUACUCGAAUUAUGCGAUGGAAAUUUAUACUCUACAUUUACGUAUCGGACCCCAAGAUAUCGAAUGUAUAUAGUAGUAUUUUAAUACAGUCUAAUUUUAAGUGAAAUCACUGUCGAGAGGUGCCUUUAAGGAGUUUUCGAUUAAUUUAUCAGCCAUUUGAGGAUGUGCCUUUCUUGAAAUUGAAUAACAUAUAUUAUUACGCGCGAGAGCGUGCAUCGUAAUUUGGUCAAUUUUGUACGGUUGCGAUUAAACCGAACGCUUAAUUACGACGUAUCGAUUAAUUCACUUCUCCGAUCCGUGCAAACUUGAUCAAGACCAACUGUAAAAAGCUAGAUACAAAUUACGAUUUUGUCGCUUUGACCUAUUACACUUUAGGAGCCGAACAUUGCGAAUCUUUUUUAUUAAUAAGUGUAAUCGCGUAAGAGACUUUUACACGGAGGAGAAAACUUCGCGAGGAAUCACAACAAGCUUUUAUUAUACUAUUGUAUAUGAUUUUAAUUCAUAGUUUGUGAUAAUAAAUAUUUUAAUUAAUGUAGCAUUAGAUUAUGUAUUUCUUUAUCCAUGAGAUGCUCCUGGGUAUAUGUGUUGUAAAUUAUUAGAGAAGUUAGGAUAAAUGUUGAGGUACAAGUGAUAUAUGUAUUGCUGAAGUAAGAAUGAGUUUUGCAAUAAAGUUGUAAAGCUGAAUUUUCGUU
Orussus abietinus is the source of this 4219-nucleotide messenger RNA. RefSeq names its product plexin domain-containing protein 2. Bases 366 to 2225 code for a protein of 619 amino acids. The transcript is spliced from 8 exons. The record is from RefSeq and is a predicted model, not a curated record. Lineage: Eukaryota; Metazoa; Arthropoda; Insecta; Hymenoptera; Orussidae.